This is a messenger RNA of Aaosphaeria arxii CBS 175.79, 1453 nucleotides long. RefSeq lists its product as uncharacterized. Bases 219 to 1421 code for a protein of 400 amino acids. NCBI's taxonomy places the organism in Eukaryota, Fungi, Ascomycota, Dothideomycetes, Pleosporales. The record is from RefSeq and is a predicted model, not a curated record. The transcript has 2 exons.
AGCGAGUGGUGGAGGCUUAGACACUCAUUUAGUGCAGAUCAUUAUCGCAUCUUCAACCAUCACUCACGAUACAUAAAAUGGGAGAGGCUAGCUCUAAGAUUCCAUGCCUUCGAUAUUUGAAUUAAACAACAGGAAAUCUGUUGGAAUGGUUCAGGGUUUGUCGGUUCUUCGUCACCUUCCAGCAAGCUUUUCCGCACGUGAACGCAUGUGUCGAGACAAUGGCUAAGAUAUCAAACUUGGUUUCUGCAAGCUCUCUCGAAGACUUGAAGAGCGGUCAAUUCAACGCAACCACAUCCUUUGAUCCACUUCUCACCAGCAACGAACUACGUUCCACAUAUCAUGUUUACCACAAAAGAGAGCGACAUGCCGUAUUGACUACGGCUGUCGAUUCUACCAGGGAACGAUGGUCAGGCCCAAACGUGAAGGAAUUGAAGGCCGAACGAAUUCAAAGGAAGCUAAGCAGGACGCGCACUAUCCCAUGUCCAGGAAAUCAAUCCACAGAAUUGGACGCGGUCGAUAAUGAUGCUUCGUUCUUACUGUACACACCUUACCUGAGCUUUCACGAUCCUCCACGUGUGCUCUAUACUCAAACAUCGAAUGUUGGGGUUCCUUUGAUGCUGAUUCAUACGAAGUCUUUCUGGAGGAGUUACAAGUUACAAUUUGGUCCGUCGAUUGCAAAGCCAGGAGUGAUCGAUCCACGAGGUGUCGUAUCGUGGAAAAAUAAUGGCGGAGACAAGAAAAUACUAAAAUCUGACGAUCAGAGGCUGAAAGGAUACAAAGUAAAGACCUGGCGUUUAUGGGGUGAAGGUGGCAAGGAAUAUGUUCACAAUUUACGAGCGAAACGUAAGGCGAACGUUGGGCCCGAUCCCGAUGUACUCGAAGAUGAGACGGAAGCUAUAGACCAAGCAGCAGUUCGAGCAGAAUAUGUAGUGUACCUCAAGUGGACAUCUCCUUUCUCGCGAGACACCAGAAGAUACCACUUCCACUUCGAGGGGAUUGACUUCUAUUGGAAGGGGACAGGAACUGUAAAAGAGACACGCACGUGUGGCAUUUGGUGCCAUUUCAGCCACCUCAAGUUAGUCGCAAAACUGCCCGCAACUGAAGACGGCCAACAACUAGAGGUUUGUCUCGGUAAAUACACUUCUUCAAUUGCAUCAAAGAAGCACGGCACGCUCGAUUUGUUUGAUGGUGCAAUUUGGCAUCUCAUGGUGGACUACAUGCCGUCAGCUCUUCCUAGAGUUUCUAGAGAAGGCCUUGCAGAUAGCACUCAGGAGCAACUUUCAGCCGUCAAGAAGACGUGGCUCUACAAUGUUAUCGUAGCCACGUCAAUGUGUAUGAUCCUGGGAGAGAAGCACAAGCGUGCAACCGUUCGACAGAUUCUUGAAGCAGCCGCGUCAGAGGGCGGAGGUGGAGGUGGAUGAUAGCACUUGGGUACCCAUCAUUUUUCCAGUUG